AUGCUGCUGGAGGGGCUUGCUCUCCUCUUGAACCCGAAUGCGGCAGGAGCGGGGAAGCAAUUAUUAAGCUGUAGACGUUGGCAGGGAGCGAGGCCUCAGAUGGAUUUUAACUCCAAACCUCAUCCACCACCCUGGGUGCUCAUUACCCAAGGCCUGGAUCCCAAUGCUGCAGCGAAUCCGAGGGCCGGGAAUCAGAGUUCCAGGUCACCUCUGUAG
Fukomys damarensis (Damara mole-rat) is the source of this 216-nucleotide messenger RNA. RefSeq lists its product as uncharacterized. Lineage: Eukaryota; Metazoa; Chordata; Mammalia; Rodentia; Bathyergidae. The transcript has a single exon. The record is from RefSeq and is a predicted model, not a curated record. The coding region runs from base 1 to 216 and encodes 71 amino acids.